UUAAAAAAACAAAACUCCCGGAAAGAAAGCGAUGACGUGCAACCAUGAAAGUGACAUAACAUAAUAAUAAAAUGUAACAUAUCUAAUAAAAAGUGAUGUAAACCUGUUUAUUGCUCGCAGGUAAAUGAUGUCAUUCAGAAUACGAACCACACCUUCAACUAUGAACCUUUUCCCAGUUGGCAUAUUUGGAACUGACUCGUGUCAGACAGUUAUACCAACUGUCUCAGCAUCGUUACCAACGUCAAUGAAUCUUGUAUCUAGUAUGAGUAGUAUUCCACUUCAAUUGUUUAGCGAGGGUAAUAGACUGACGAAAAACGAACGUGACUUAUUAGAAGCAGCACAGAAAGGAGACAAAGCUACAAUUCUACGUUGCCUGAAAAACACAGAAGACCCUGUCAAUGUCAACGUCACGGACAUCCUGGGCAGAAGUGCUUUGCAGAUGGCUGUGGAUAAUGAAAAUAUUGAAAUUGUUGAAAUUUUAUUAGCACAGGAAAAUGUUUUUAUAGGAGAUGCAUUACUUUAUGCAAUUAAGGAGGGCGUAUACAAGAUGGUGGAAAUGAUGGUCAAUCACCCCAGUAUUAGUGUUGAAAUGCUCGGGGAAGGAUGGUACGAUAUGAAGAACAGCCUUAAAACUGAUAGCUCAGACUAUUCUCCUGAUAUAUCACCAAUAAUCUUAGCAGCUCAUGUAAAUGAGUUUGAGAUAUUGCAACUUCUUCUCACUCGAGGUGCUUCAAUUUUUAAACCGCAUUCUGUCAUCUGCGAUUGUGAUCAAUGCAAGGUACGACAAAAACACGACAGUCUAAGAUAUUCGCUAAAGAGAAUCAAUGCUUACAAGGCUCUUGCAAGUCCAGCAUGGAUGGCUUUAACUAGCAAUGACCCGAUAUUGACAGCUUUCAGACUAAGCUGGGAACUGCAGCACAUGGCAAUGAGAGAAAAUGAGUUUAAAGAUAUAUAUCUUACGCUCUUGGAACAAUGUAAAAGGUUUGCUGUAGAUUUACUUGACCAGUGUAGAAGCACAGAAGAAGUUGUUGCAGUCAUGAAUAAAACAAAUGAUUCCGAAGAUCAAUUCGAUGAAGAAGUAGACAGUGGUAACUUAACACUCUCUCGAUUGAAAUUAGCUCUGAAAUACGAACAGAAACAG
Molecule: messenger RNA, 1141 nt
Organism: Anneissia japonica
Lineage: Eukaryota; Metazoa; Echinodermata; Crinoidea; Comatulida; Comatulidae
Product: transient-receptor-potential-like protein
Exons: 1
Biological process (GO): manganese ion transport; regulation of cytosolic calcium ion concentration; calcium ion transmembrane transport
Cellular component (GO): cation channel complex; membrane
Molecular function (GO): inositol 1,4,5 trisphosphate binding; store-operated calcium channel activity; protein binding
Source: RefSeq, a predicted model, not a curated record